This is a messenger RNA of Boeremia exigua, 1425 nucleotides long. RefSeq names its product Alg9-like mannosyltransferase family-domain-containing protein. Gene Ontology annotation, biological process: protein N-linked glycosylation. Gene Ontology annotation, cellular component: endoplasmic reticulum membrane. NCBI's taxonomy places the organism in Eukaryota, Fungi, Ascomycota, Dothideomycetes, Pleosporales, Didymellaceae. The coding region runs from base 172 to 1425 and encodes 417 amino acids. Gene Ontology annotation, molecular function: alpha-1,6-mannosyltransferase activity. The transcript is spliced from 3 exons. The record is from RefSeq and is a predicted model, not a curated record.
AAGGUGCAGCUGCUAGUUAGGGGGAUUCUGGGCUUGGGGAACGCGGCCGCGCUCACGGUGUUUGGGCGGAGCGUGCAGCGGGUGUUUGGCACGGGCGCGGGCGUCUGGUACGCGCUGUUCCAGGCCAGCCAGUUCCAUGUCGUGUACUAUGCGUCGCGGACGCUGCCGAACAUGUUUGCGUUUGUUUUCAGCAACCUUGCGCUCAGCGCGCUCCUGAACGCACAUGCCGUGUCGUAUAGCAGGGACGACGCCAACCGCAGCAUCCGCCUCUGUCUCUACCUGCUCACCAUCGCGGGCAUCGUGUUCCGCUCCGAGCUCGCGCUCCUGGUCGGCACCAUCACGCUGCACCUCCUCAUCACCCAGCGCCUCUCCAUCGCCAAAGUGAUCCUGCCCGCCGGUGCCGGCGGCCUGCUCAUCGGCCUGCUGUGCACCGUCCCCCUCGACUCCUUCUUCUGGCAGUCGUUCCCGCUGUGGCCCGAGUGGAUCGCGUUCUACUACAACACGAUCCAGGGCCACUCGGCCGACUGGGGCGUGUCGCCGUGGCACUUCUACUUCGCCAACGCGCUCCCGCGGCUGCUGCUCAACCCGGCCACCUACCUGCUGUGCAUCCCCGCCGCGCUGCUCAGCCCCGCGACCCGCCGCCGCAGCCUGGAUCUGCUAGUCCCGCUGCUCGCGUUCGUGGGCCUGUACAGCUUCCUCCCGCACAAGGAGUGGCGCUUUGUCAUCUACGCGGUCCCGGGGCUGACGGGCGUGGCCGCCGCAGGCGCCUCGUGGAUCUGGACGCGCCGCGGCAAGUCGGGCGUGUACGCGCUGCUGGCGCUUGCGCUCGCGGCGUCCGUGGUGCUCUCGUUCGCGGCCUCCUCGGCCCUGCUGCUCGUGUCCAGCCUCAACUACCCCGGCGCGGCCGCGCUCAAUGCGCUCCACACCGCCGUUCCGCUGCCGGCGCACCCCCGCGUCGCGGUCUUCGCGGACAAUCUCGCGUGCCAGACAGGCGUGACGCGGUUCCUGGAGGCGCGGGGCGGGCCGGUAGCGAUCGGGGGCGGGCAGAGCGCGGUGGGGCUGAGGGAGUGGGCGUAUGAUAAGACGGAGGAUCCGGCGCUGUUGCUGGAUCCGCUGUUCUGGGCCAAGUUCGACUAUGUGCUGGCGGAGCGGCCUGAGAAGGUGAUUGGGAGCUGGGAGGUGGUGCACGUUGUGUAUGGGUUUGGGGGUGUGAGGGUGUUGAAGCUGGGGCAGGAGAGUGGGAGGGUGACCGAGGAGGGUGUUCUUGCGGUCGAAGCGGGUGAAGUGGGUGGAGAUUGGACGGGGAGGGUUGCGAGGGUGUGGAGGGCGCUGGAGGGCGUGUUGAGGGAUAGAGUGUUAAGAGGGUAUUGGGUGGAAGUCAGGAUGGAGCCGCGGAUACGGAUCUUGCAGAAUCAGAUGAAGUAG